AUGGAGACGUUGAAAACUAAAAUUGACAUGGACCAAGACCAGUACGCCGGAAACCAGGAUCGAUUGGAACCCCGUAAUAAAAAGGAUCAUUUAGUGACAACUCUUGGUAAAAAUAUUAUUGAUGACUCCAAAUUUGGUUCCAAUGACGAUUCACUGAUAGAUGAUGGUGACAUGACAAAUAAAAUCAAUUAUUCCAAUUUCCACCAAUUGUUUAUUGGUAAUUUGACUUGGUGGACAACAGAUCAAGAUAUAAUGGACUCUAUAAAUGACGUCGGAGUUCAUAAUAUCAUUGAUAUUCAAUUUUUUGAAAAUCGAGAAAAUGGCCAAUCAAAAGGUUUUUGUAUUGUUACAUUAGAAUCAGAGCAAAGUUUAAAUCGGAUUUUGAAGAAAUUACCAAAUAAACUUAUUCAUGGACGAAAACCUGAUGUUACAUAUCCAUCAUCGAGUGCAUAUUUUAUGUUUGAAUCAAAAUCAGAAACUCGGUUUUCCCUUUCAUCAAUAUAUCAAAACAUAUCUUCUAUGAAAGAUAUGUCUAGAACUCCUAACAAAAAGCCAUUAAAAAAUUCAUCAGUAGGUAAGCCUUAUCAUACUAGAAUGCCACCAAUGUCUGUUUGUAUAAAAACCCACCAACAGUAUCCACAAAUCACAGGUUAUGAAAAUCAAUGGAAUAGAUCAUAUCAACAAAAUAUGGGUAAAUCAUUUGUCACACCAGAAAAAUGUCUAAUAGGAGUUGGGGGUACACUUAGUCAAACAAAUCAAAGUUAUCAUUGUCAAGCACCAGUUAAUCCUUCAAUAUCCAAUCAAAUCAGCACACCUCUUACAUAUUCUAAAAGCUAUUCGUAUAAAGAUUAUCAUCCUUCCUGUACAAACUCUUAUCGAUCUCAAACAAAAAUGACAGAAUCAGAAAUAAAUUAUAUUAUUAACAGGAAUAGAAUUGUGUCUAGUUCUGCUAUAGCACGAGCUAUAACUAAUGCUAGUAAUGGUGAAUACUUUAGUGCAAUUGAAACUUUGAAUAUAGCCAUAGCAUUGAUCGAAGAUUCUAAGGUGUCUUACGACGAACGCAGUAAAAUAUUAGUGUGUACGUUGUAUAACACAAUACAUGGAAUUCAAAACAAAGUGGUUAAGAAAAAGAAAGAUUUGUCUAGAUCACCUUCGGAUAGAUUAUAUAAGAGGUCAAAACGUGAACACAAUUAAUCUAAUUAAUAGGUAUGAUUACAUGGUUAGAAGGUAUACGACGAAGAUUAAAAACUAAAAAUUACAAUUAGCUUUAAGCAUAUUAUAUUAUAUUGUAUUAUAUUUGAUUAUCUCAGGCUA
Rhopalosiphum padi (bird cherry-oat aphid) is the source of this 1314-nucleotide messenger RNA. Its product is annotated as cleavage and polyadenylation specificity factor subunit 6-like. The record is from RefSeq and is a predicted model, not a curated record. Gene Ontology annotation, biological process: mRNA alternative polyadenylation. The transcript is spliced from 7 exons. Gene Ontology annotation, molecular function: mRNA binding. The coding region runs from base 1 to 1194 and encodes 397 amino acids. Lineage: Eukaryota; Metazoa; Arthropoda; Insecta; Hemiptera; Aphididae. Gene Ontology annotation, cellular component: mRNA cleavage and polyadenylation specificity factor complex.